AGUAACUGACUCCUAUUUUUCAGUCCUCUUCUUUCAGCCUGGCUGGCUUUCAGCAUUAGAGCCUCCCUGGGAGAAAAUAUAGUUUGGAAAGCACAUUAAGGGCUGGCGGUGCUAGAUCUGGGAAGAAACCCUGAGUUCUUGUGGCAGCUAUUCUUCAACUACAUUUCUGCGGCUUAAGUCAAAGAGGACUGCAUGUGAUGGGCCCUUCCCCAAGCACCUUGCUCUUUGUAAUCCUGUCCUGCUGCUGCAGGGAUACAGCAGGCCACCAUGAUGCUAAUUCUGGUCCUUCUUCUAUCCGUGUGCCAAAUGGUGGGCCAUGGGGCUACUGGGGAAGUGCAGAACGUUGUGGGGCUGGCCACUAUGCUGUUGGUUUCUCCCUGAAGAUAGAGCCGUAUCAAGGUGGUGAUGAGGACAGCGAUGACACAUCUGUGAAUGGCAUCCGUCUGAUAUGCUCUAACGGUUCGCUUAUUUCAUCCAGUGUUGCACAGUGGGGUACUUGGUCUGGGCGCUACUUUUGCCCAAAUGGUGGUAAAAUGGUGGCCUUCUCUCUGCGAGUGGAAGUACCCCAGUGGCUUGGUGAUGAUACUGCAGCCAACAACAUCCAAUUCCGCUGUGAAGAUGGGCAGGUGCUGGUCGGCAAGUCACAUGAAUGGGGUACUUUUGGCCCCUGGAGUAAAAGAUGCAAGAUUGGGAUCUGUGGCUUAACGACAAAGGUAGAGAGUGAGCGAGGUGCUGACGAUGACACGGCACUUAACGAUGUGAAGUUCUGCUGCUGUUAA
Messenger RNA from Eublepharis macularius, 779 nucleotides. Its product is annotated as vitelline membrane outer layer protein 1-like. Lineage: Eukaryota; Metazoa; Chordata; Lepidosauria; Squamata; Eublepharidae. The transcript has 4 exons. The coding region runs from base 198 to 779 and encodes 193 amino acids. The record is from RefSeq and is a predicted model, not a curated record.